Molecule: messenger RNA, 225 nt
Organism: Dissoconium aciculare CBS 342.82
Lineage: Eukaryota; Fungi; Ascomycota; Dothideomycetes; Mycosphaerellales; Dissoconiaceae
Exons: 2
Coding region: 1-225 (74 amino acids)
Source: RefSeq, a predicted model, not a curated record
AUGGCCGCUCCCUCAAGCGCUCGUAUACGUGUUCGGCUCAAUUCCACCCAGCCAUCAUUCACCACUCACAUCGCCACAACAACGCUCCCCUCGACGACACGCGUCUCCUCCUCCGACCCACGCCGCCGAAUGGCUCGGCAUUCUUGUCCCCACUACGGCGGCACUUCUGCCGGCAUUACUCCGGCGCCAGCCGAGGAUGAUGUGCCGAGCCCCGGAGAGAACUAA